Iphiclides podalirius (scarce swallowtail) is the source of this 987-nucleotide messenger RNA. The record is from the annotation of a GenBank genome assembly. NCBI's taxonomy places the organism in Eukaryota, Metazoa, Arthropoda, Insecta, Lepidoptera, Papilionidae.
AUGGACUCCCCGCCGGAACACCCGCUUUUGGAAAUACGACAAGAGAGCAUCGACUACAUACGAAAGGUACACAACCUGGAUAAGCCAGGACGAAUGAAGGAGGCCGUCAAUAUCUUAGACGAAUGGGCUAAGAAACAAACACAUUUUACUAAGAAGGAUUUCAAUCCAAAAUAUUUAGAAACAACAAUCAUAGCAUGCAAGGGGUCCUUGGAACGAGCGAAGGUACAACUUGACAAGAUCUGUACAUACAGGACACUCUUACCGGCUUUCUUUGGAAAAUUCGACGUGAAGAAAGACGUUGGCAAUUUAUAUGACAUAAUACUGCCCGUUAUGUUACCAAAACUUACGGCAGACCACUAUCGAGUUUACCUGGUGAAGUUGUUUGACAAGACUCUUGACCCCUCACAGUUAAUGGAUUAUUUGAAAUUUGGUGUCGUCGUAGGUGAAUAUUUAAAACUUCACGAUUACAUAAACGGCUUCUUAGUGCUCGUCGAUUUUAGAGAAAUAAAUAUCAUGGAUCUGGUCACGAAAAUAAAUCCAGUUCAACUCCAACAAGGCUUAGCCAUAUAUAUUGAAGCCUUUGGCAUGAGAUUAAAGGGCAUACACAUUUUGACACCUUCAAAGUUUGUCGACGCCUUUAUCACAAUCUUAAAGCAAGUCCUAAGUGAAAAAAUCUCAAAGCGAAUUUACGUACAUAAAACUAUUGAUACGAUUUACGAUUGUAUACCGAAAGAAAUUUUACCCAUUGAAUAUGGGGGGAAAGAGAGAAGUUUAAAAAACCUUCAUGAAAUGUGGCUUGAACUUCUCUCGUCUAAGGAGCAUCUAGACUUCUUAGAAGAGGUACGUGAUGUGAAAACUGAUGAGUCGUGCAGACAAGCGGAUGAUUUUAACGGACAAUACGCCGGUAUGCCGGCCCAGGUUCGGGGAUAUACUCGCUACCCCAAGUACGUGCGCGAAGAUGAGGAUCUUGAUCACCUGCAGCCCCAA